This is a messenger RNA of Brassica oleracea var. oleracea, 744 nucleotides long. RefSeq names its product glutathione S-transferase T3-like. Bases 1 to 744 code for a protein of 247 amino acids. The transcript is spliced from 2 exons. The record is from RefSeq and is a predicted model, not a curated record. NCBI's taxonomy places the organism in Eukaryota, Viridiplantae, Streptophyta, Magnoliopsida, Brassicales, Brassicaceae.
AUGGAUUCUACGAAUCCAUAUAGUCAAAACGCCAACUUUGUUGAUCUGUUGAACAGUCAACAAGAUGGUUUCCCUCCUCAAACCUUUUCCCGUGAGAGUUGUUCACAACUCCCUAUUUUUAGUACUCAAUGUACUGAACCUUCAAGUUUGGGUGAAGACACACCAUCAGAGAGAAAAGAAAUAAAUAAAUGGAGUCUCACCGAGGAUGUUGUGCUUAUUAGCGCAUGGUUGAACACCAGCAAUGACCCUGUUGUAGGCAAUGAACAAAAAGAUGCUGCUUUCUGGAAGCGUAUAGCUGAUUACUUUGCAGCUAGUCCAAAAGUUCAAGGCAGUGAAAAGCGAUGGUUUAACCAGUUUAAACUAGCACACGAGAUCUUCUUCAAUGAUCACAAGAUCAAAUUUAAUCUUCGACAUGUGUGGGACGAGCUAAGGUAUGACCAGAAAUGGUGUGAAGCAUCUAGCAGUAAGAUUGAUGGAUGCUGUAAGAAGAGAAAGUGUGACGAUGGUGCUCAGUCCUCAAGCUCUUACGCAACUACCAAUGAUGCUGAGCAACGUCAUCCUGGUGUCAAGGCCUCGAAACGAGGAAGUGGUAAGAGAAUCGGUGAAGCCCUCAAGGGUGUCUCUGAGUUUCAGAAUUUGUGGGCAAUUAAGGAGAAAGAUUUGGAAGGGAAAGAGAGACUGUCCAAGAUGGGGCUGCUUGAGACUCUCAUUGCCAAAAAAGAGACAUUAUCUGACUUUGAAUAA